Molecule: messenger RNA, 5116 nt
Organism: Cavia porcellus (domestic guinea pig)
Lineage: Eukaryota; Metazoa; Chordata; Mammalia; Rodentia; Caviidae
Exons: 7
Coding region: 6-4310 (1434 amino acids)
Biological process (GO): cell-cell adhesion; cell migration
Cellular component (GO): catenin complex; adherens junction
Molecular function (GO): beta-catenin binding; actin filament binding
Source: RefSeq, a predicted model, not a curated record
AAGAGAUGGAAUCCUUCCUCUUUGAUGACAUCGGCUGCAUGAUCCAGAACAAAGCUAUAGAGAGAAUCAUCUCAUCAAUGACUGUUCAGCUUUGCCAUCUGCUCAUCUCAGUGGAGAUGAAAGAUGUAAACAAUAAAGCGUUUGCUUCUCUGGAGAAGAUGGCAGAAGAGCUUGCUGAGGCCAGUGAAGAGUUUGUGCAAGUUGCUGAGAGGUUGGCAGAAGAUGCUGAGGAGUGGUUCCGGGAGGAAAUGCAGCUGGUGGCCCAAUCUCUGAUCCAGUCUGGGAGGAACAUCAGGGUGGUGGCUGGGAAGCUCCAUCUGCAGCCAGGAUGUCAGUACCACCGGGAGGAACUGGUGACCACAGCACAGCAGAUCCUAGUGGACACCACAAAGGUCCUGCUCCUGGAAGACGCAGUGACUGCGAGGAAGGUUGUGCAGGCGGCUGGCUGGUGCACGACCCGUCUGGACGCGCUGGAGGCUGCAGACGGCACAACCUCCCUGCGCGGCCCCUGGGCUGACCUGGCCGCAGCGAUGCUGCACCUUGGCCGCCUGAUGGCCCGGGGGCCGCCCGAGCGCCUGGGCCCCGCCGUUCGCCUGCUGCGGUGCUGCGUCCCCGCGUUGCUCGCCGCCGCCCGCGGCCCCGUCCGGCAGCCGCGCACCCCGCAGCUGUCUGACUCCCGGCGCCGCGUCUUCGCUCUGAUCAGAAGGAGCCUCGGCGAGCUCCUGGGGCGGCUGGAGCCCGGCGCCGCGGCCCCGGCAGCUGGAGCGUUCACCCGGCGCCUGCAGCAGCUGCGCCAGCUGCUGGUGACGCCGGGGUCCGAGGGGCUGAGCGGCGGCCAGAUGGACGCGCCCCUGGCGGCCGUGGUCUGGCACUGCCUGCGCCUGGCCGCCUGCUCCGCGCCUCCGGAAAGGCGGCACCUGGUGGCCCGCUGCGCCCGGCUGCUGCAGCUGCACGGCGCUGGCGUCCGGCGUCCGGACGGGACCUACGGGCCUCUCAGAAUCGAGACCGGACAGCAGAGGCUGGAUCCCGGGAAGAAGUGCGCAGCGCUGUGGGCCGCGACCGAGGCCCUCUCCCAGGGAGUGCGCGCUGGGCUACUGCGCCGGAUCCUGGACACGUUCACAGACACCAGCAGUCCUCUCCGAAGCCUGGUCCACGCCACCCAGGCGACUCCCCCAGGCAGGUCCUCGGGGGACGGCGAGCACUCACGGAGGAGCCUCCAGCUUUUGCUUGCUGCAUUCCAAGACCAGGCCAAGCAGAUGCUCCACGUGGCCCAGUUGGUUUUGGUUCACUGCCCUGGACAUCAGACAGGCGGGAACAUGGAGGCCGCCAUGGCACACGUCUGGGAGCUUGUAGUCAGCAUACGGCAGCUUUUCUCACAAGGCUACCAAGGGUCUGGCCGGGACUGGAGCCCUGCAGCCCUGCAGGACCUGCUUGGGGCCUGGGUCUGGGCAUCUGAACGCCUGCUGGCGUGUUUUGAUGAUGUUCUCGACAUUCCUGAAUUCCUCAGGGUGUCCAUUCAGGAUAUGAUCAAGCAUUUGGAUUUCUUUGCAUGGGCUUUGAAGAGUGCAGAGUCCAGAGAGUUUUCCAGAUCUGUGGCCUACUUACAAGGUCGAGCCACACACAUAGUGCAGGUAAUGAGCAGGUUUGUGGGCCAAAAUCGAGACCCCAUCUUCCGCAAUGGCCUGAGAGUCUUGAUCCGGCAGCUGGAGCAGUCUGCUUCUGUCCUGGGUAUAGCUGCAGAACAUGGUUCAAGUGGGUACAGUUCUCAUGACACAGAUGUGUUUUUAACCAUGGCAAAAAAUCUCAUCUAUUCAGCUCAGCAAGUGCAAGAGGGGCUCGAGGGGACCAAUCACCCAGACAUCCUCAGUCCCCUCCGACACCAGGUCCACAGAUUUGACAUUGGUAGGGGCUGGCCAUAUUUCAUUCUCUCUGCCCUUCAGGACCCCACAUCUCCUGAACUGAAAUACCAGAAGGGUCCUGAAUUAGGGGAACAUGAGCAAGGCAUACCCUGGCCCUCAAUGGAACGUCUUUCCCACCUCUGGAUUCCUGACAUCCAUGCGCAGAGGAGAGACCUUCUAGCACUCACCACCAGCAAAGCCAUUCUGUCUGUGGAGAGCCAGGGUCACCAGGCAGUGACCUCAGCUGGCACCAAUGCACUGCAGCAGGAUCUUGCUGCAGGUGCAGCUUCAGAGGCCCCAGCUGGAGAGGAACCACUGGGGUCAAAGAGGACAGAACUCCAAGAAGUCUUGAUGUUAGCACCUUCUGAUAUUGACCUAACAAAGGAGUUAUCCCAGAGAAUAACUGAUAGACGUAAUAGGCUUCCAGAAACGACUGUCCAGCUACCUGAAAGGACCAGAAAAAGCAAGCAGGCUUUGGUCGCCUUGGCUGGUGACUGGUACCUGCUGUGUCAACAACUCUUUUGUUACAACCCAACAAUUGGUCUACAAAGGAACAUUGCAGUGUUCAUGGAGCUUCAGCAGAACUUAGCCUUAAUGGUUCAACUAGCAGCUAAAAGACCAGUCUAUUUGGAUAAGAAGAGUCCUGAUUCAACAGGGUAUCCAGAAAUGCUUUUACAAAUGCAAGGUCAAUUGGAGAAGACAGAGAUCCAUGCCAAACAGCUGUUGGACCAAGUUCUGGCUUCUGAUGGUCUCCAAGCUCCCAAAUCAUGGGAAGACAACGUUGAGGAUGGGUGCCUCCUAUGGUCAGUGGCUGUCCAAGACCUGAUCCAAUCCAUGGAGAGGUUCAGCAAGAGACAAAGUCUGUUCCUACUACCCCUGCGACAGGCAGUGAAGGACCAGCAAGGGUUGCAAGAAGGGUUGGCCCACAUAGCAGAUGUUUCUCAAAGGCUGCAGGAGGCUGCCAGGCUAUCUGGCCUUCUCUGUGGGGAUGAGCAGGUAAAGGGUGAGGUCUCCUUUCAGUGCAGGGAAGUUCAUGUAGUCAGAGAUGCUCUGCUGGAUGUGGCACAGAUCCUGGUUUCCUCUCCCAGACCAUCUCCCAGCUUGUCCACACGCUUUGACCUUCUCUGCUUGGAGCUCACCCUUCGAGCCAAGGCCCUGAUGGACUACCUCAGUACCAUAAAUGCAGACUACGAACAUACUUUCCAUGGUGCUGUCUGUCCAAGGCUCUCUGUGUGCAAGAACCCCCAGAGCAGGAAAGAAAGUUCCCUGGAAAGAAUGGUGUCUGGUAUCCAAGCUGUACAGGGAAUCAUAGCAAGAGAUCAAGAGUCUGAGUCCUGCCAGGAAGAUCUUCUUAUGGCUCUGGAGAGCAUUCUUAUCCUCACCAAGGAAGUGGCCCAGAGAAUUCCUGGGUUUCAAGAGCAUCCUGAGGAGCUGGGAUUGUAUAUGCUGGAUUGCCUUCGGUGCGAGUGGGCAGCCAAGGCCCACCAUGCGGUGGCCCAGCUCCAGGCCUGGAAAGGAGGUCACCCCAAGGCCUGGAGAUUCCUGGCCCAGUGCUUGAAAAACGCAGAAGAGCCAGUAAGGAUCCCAGAACAGGAUGCCAUCUGGAUCCAGCUGCAGUGUGAGGAGGGUACAGCAGGAGCCUCUGCAGGGGCCAGGGUGGACUCAAAGCAUGAUGAUGCCUCUAGAGGCUCCCCAAGGAGCUUGGGGUGGGGGCUGCCCUGGCCUCCUGACACACGGAGCCUCAGCGCCCCUGUGCCCUGGCUGAGCAGCUCUACCCCGAGGACCGCAGUGCGGACAGCGAGAACACAAUCACCCGGAUUGCCCGAGAGACGACGGGGAGGCGCUGCUGCUGAUGGCUCAGAGUCUGAGCAAGAGGGCGUGUCCUGGUGCUGGGAUGCGGCAGCCCGGAGGCCGCAGGGGGAAACCCCUCCCACCGCGCCCGCCCACGCCAGGGCAGCGGGAGGCCACGCGGGGGACUGCUCAGCACGCAGCCUCGGCGGGUCCUGCCUCCUCUGCCCGGGUGUACCAAAACCUCCGCCUUCCUCUUCCCCUCCUCUUUUCAGCCUGAAGAAGGAACUGAAGCGAGUCCUUUACGUCUUCGAACAUUUCCCGAAACAGAGAUCAGAAGAACUGAAACCUCCUGUGCCGGUCACACAGCCGGCAGGGGCAGGGCAGCUUCCCGCGGCCUUCUGGAGGCCAACCCUGAUCCACGAUCUCCACGAUCCACGAUCACGGACCAAAGACGAGCUAAGUACCUCUGUUAGGAAAAUUGCAGCUUCUGGACAAAACUUCACUAGACUCGUCUGCAUCAUUGCUAAGAAUUGUGUGGAUCAAAGAUGUUCCCAGGAGCUUUUGUACAUGGUAGAGCAGAUUCUAACAGUAAGCAACCAGCUCCACAUCAUCUCCAGGUAGGAAACCUCUUUCCUCAAAGCUGCUAAGCCUAUUUUUUUAGGACUCAAAGGUCUUUUAGUUUUCUAAUCCUCAGCAGUUUGCCCAACUCUCUACUUCCUCUGAAGUUGCAGGCAUUUACUCCAAUAUUAUUGCUAUCAUAAUUGAGGGUUAAUUUGCAAAUGCAAAUCUCCUUACUUUCCAGCCAUGUCUAACCAUUAGCUCUCUAUUUUGUACUAAUCAUAUCUAGUGAAAAAGCCAGUUAUCUUGACAACACAGUCAGGGACUACAUCGUAAUGGUUUUGUCAAUGACACAGCAUAUUUCAAGAGUGGUCCCACUAGUGAUACCAGCUAGUGACAUCUUAACCAUCUUUUUUUAAAACAAGACUCUCACUCUGUAACUCAGGGUAGUUUUGAAUGCACUGUGUAGCCCAGGCUGGCCUCAUGAUCUUCCUGCCUCAGUCUCCCAAGGGCUGGGAUUACAGGCGUGCACCACCACGCCUGGCUUCAGAGCCAUUUUAGCCUGUGUAAGUACACUCUGUGAUGCUCACACAAUAGAAUCAGCUAAAGAUGCAGUCCUCAGGAUAGAUUUUUGCCAUUAAUCAAUGUGCAAUUGUACGUUAAUAGCAAAGGAAAGCAUUAUGGAUGUCGUCUGCCAAGGAAGGUUUUCCUUGCACAAAGUUCCUGUUAAACUUCAUCUGUUAAAUGUGCCCAAACCCUGGAAUUGAGUGGUUUUUGUUGUCUUCCUAUAACAGCUUCCCUAUAAACACCAUGAUAUAAUUAUGUGGUGGUUUCAUUUCAGUCUUUAGAACCUGCAGCACCUACCAAUA